ACAGUGCAAGUUGAACUUUACUACAUCACUCAGCCACUAUUGCGCACUUGUUUGAUUCCAGGUGCAUUUGAAGUGCUCGUCGUGGAUAGAGAGUUGUCGCGUUGAUGAGAAUAGUGCUAGAAAAGAGUGAGUAAUCAACGUGAGAAAAGUCAUGCGUCGUUGCAUCCUCUUACUGGCUACGUGGAUAUAUGCAGCACGAAGUAAUCCUUGUGUACCUCGCGAUUUUGGAAACAAUGGAACAGUCUGUGUAUGCAAUGCUACCUAUUGCGACAGCACUCCAGUACCCGAGGUUCCAGACGUUGGUUUCUACAUCCGAUAUACGUCGUCUAGAAACGGCUUGAGGUUUUUCAAAACCGAUGGCGUUUUUAGCGAGGAAUUUCCUGCUGAUUAUCACAGUUACCGACUAGACCCUGGCACCAUUCUUCAACCAAUUUAUGGCUUUGGCGGCUCUUUCAGUGACUCAGCGUGCAUAAACAUAAUGAACUUGAGUCCAGGGGCUCAGGAAAAUUUAAUGAGAACAUACUUCAGCAAGGAAGGUAGUAAUUACAAUUUUGGACGUGUUCCGAUUGGUGGGACUGACUUCUCCACAAGGUCGUAUACCUACGAUGAUUACGAAGGAGAUGUGCUACUAGAAAACUUCAGCCUAGCACCCGAAGACUUACUCUACAAGAUUCCAGUGAUGAAAAGAGCUUUGGAAAUUAAUCCAGACCUUAGAUUUAUGGCCGCAGCAUGGACUGCUCCACCUUGGAUGAGGACAAAUCAUAAUUAUACAGGUUACGGAUUUCUACGAGAAGAAUACUACCAGGUUUACGCCAACUAUCUUCUAAAGUUUUUGAACCAAUACAAAGAUCACGGGCUAGAAAUGUGGGCCCUAUCAACGGGUAACGAACCCUAUAUUGGUGCCCAGAACUUAUCGAACUUUAUAGCUAUGGGUUUCACACCAAAAAACAUCAGCAAGUGGGUUGCGAAUAAUCUUGGUCCAACCAUCAGUACAUCAAAGCAUAAUAGAACUCUUAUUCUUACCUACGACGACGUAAGAUCAAACCUGGAUUCGUUCAUCGAUGAAAUGUUUGAGAACCAAUUAGCCACGAGUUACAUAGGAGCCAUUGCUAUUCAUACGUAUGAGGACACACUGUAUCCCACAAGCAUGGUUGAAAAAAUCCAUCAAGAUUACCCUGACAAGUUCCUCAUCAUGACAGAGAUUUCUGUGGGGAGUCCGCAAGCAGACACUGGACUUAUUUCUAUGGGAUCUUGGGACUAUGCAGAAUUGUACUUAAUGGAACUAUUCCAAAAUUUUGACUACUGGGUAACUGGUUGGGUGGACUGGAACCUCGCUGUGGACAUAUAUGGCGGGCCCAAUUGUCGAGCCAACUACAAGGAUGCUGCAAUUAUCGUGAAUGCGGAAGUCGAUGAAUUUUACAAACAGCCGAUUUACUACGCCAAUACGCACUUCAGCAAGUUCAUACCACCAGGGUCGAUAAGGGUAGGACUUAUUCAGGGGAAAAAGUCAGUCAAGGCUCAGGCUUUCGAAACUCCCAAACGAGAGAUGAUUAUUGUAAUGUAUAACAAUGCCACAAGAGACGAGAACGUCGCUAUUCAUGAUCCAAGGAGAGGAAAAAUCCACUUACAGUUGCCACCAAAAUCAGUUCACACCAUUCUGUACAAAUAACGCACACGGCAAUACUGAAUAUGUGCAGUGCAUGUAUAAAGAAUUUAUAGUGUACCUGAAAAGUAUUUUUGAUAAAGUAACGUUCUCAACUCGAA
This is a messenger RNA of Diprion similis, 1764 nucleotides long. Its product is annotated as lysosomal acid glucosylceramidase-like. The record is from RefSeq and is a predicted model, not a curated record. The transcript has 8 exons. Gene Ontology annotation, molecular function: glucosylceramidase activity. The coding region runs from base 152 to 1669 and encodes 505 amino acids. Gene Ontology annotation, biological process: glucosylceramide catabolic process. Lineage: Eukaryota; Metazoa; Arthropoda; Insecta; Hymenoptera; Diprionidae.